GAAGCCAUGGACGACUUGGUCUCCGCACUGGAGCUCAGCCCCGGGACCGUGGUUCCUGAGAUCCGCUCUCUGAAGCCGGAAGCCCAGGCCCUCAUCACUCAGGGCCUCCACUCCCGAGCCCGGGCCCUCCUGAGUCAGCUGCUGGACACCAGGAUGCCCCUUGGGGACAAGGACACUCAGGGCCUCCUUGCUGUGGGGGAGGCGCUGGUCAAAAUCGAUACCGGGAAGCCGAGCUGGCACAUCCUCCUCGCAGACAUCCUCACCACACAGGGCAGCUGCAAGGAGGCCGAAGCCCACCUGCAGAAGGCCCUGCACCUGGCCCCAUCGUCAGAGGCAGCCCGGGGACGGCUGGGCCUGCUCCAGCUCAAACAAGGAGACGCACUGGCCGCUGCCCGGGACCUGCAGGGCCUGGCUGGGACCGAUGUGCAGGACCUCAGCUUCCUGCUGCAUCUCCUGAAGGCCUCAGAGCAGCAGAGUCUUGCCCAGGCCGCAGCCCAGGAAGCCAGCACCCUCCUGGACGCAGGGCAGCCGAGGCAGGCGCUGGGCUACUGCUGCUUGGCUGUGCUGGCAGGGGGCAGCAGUGCCUGUCACCUGCGCCUGCGGGCUGCCUGCCUGGCUGAGCUGCAAGAGUUUGGCCGGGCCCUUGGGGACCUGGACCGUGUGCUUCAGGAGGGCUCAGGGGACGGUGAUGUCCCAGGGCGGGCAGAGGACUUCUGCUCCCGAGGCCGCCUGCUGCUGAGCCUGGGGGACGAGGUGGGGGCCGCGGGAGCCUUUGCCCAGGCCCUGAAGCUGGCACCCACUAUGGCCCAGGGCAGUCUGCGGGAGCAGCCGGGCCGGGCCCUCACAGCACGCGUGUUCCUGCAUCACGGGCAGCACUGCCUGGAGGAGCAGCGCCAUGCAGAGGCUUGGGCGGCAGCCGAGAGCGGCCUCCUGGUGGAUCCCAACCACAGUGGCCUCAGGAGGCUGAAGGCCAGAGUCCACAGGGAGGCGUCCUUGGGCUGCCGGCUCCACUGA
Messenger RNA from Carlito syrichta (Philippine tarsier), 1014 nucleotides. RefSeq names its product tetratricopeptide repeat domain 34 (gene TTC34). The record is from RefSeq and is a predicted model, not a curated record. NCBI's taxonomy places the organism in Eukaryota, Metazoa, Chordata, Mammalia, Primates, Tarsiidae. The transcript is spliced from 3 exons. The annotation marks the transcript as partial. Gene Ontology annotation, molecular function: protein binding.